This is a messenger RNA of Blepharisma stoltei, 1516 nucleotides long. Lineage: Eukaryota; Ciliophora; Heterotrichea; Heterotrichida; Blepharismidae. The record is from the annotation of a GenBank genome assembly.
AUGGAUGAAGCUUUACAUACGUUUUCAUACCAGAACCCUCAGUCUGCACGUACAACUUUAAACCGUCCGAAGUCUGCUUAUAACAUAAAUUCAAGGCCGGCCACAGCGAGUAGAACUGCAAUCAGUUUGAAUAGCAAAACUCGCCCAUCAACUGCUGGCAUCAAAAGUGCCAGAAUUUCAAAAAAUAGGAAUUUGGAUAUCAAAGACCUAGAAUCGCAUUCCAUGAAUUGACUGACUGAAUGAAAUAGGAUGUCGAAAACAGCUAGAAAUAGCAGCAGCUCAAGGAAUUCUUUAGCUUUAGUUUUAGGGGAAACUCAGCCUACGAAAUCAAGGCCUAUGAGUGCAGCCUAUCCAUUGCCUGAAGCAAAAAAGGUCAAUACCAAGCUGAAUUAUGCUAUUAAUGCUUUUCCUUUGUAUAAUACAUUGAGAAAGCUUGAAGAAAGAGAUGUUGUAGACCAGUUUGCAAUUGAGACAGCAAGAUCAAAACUGAUUGAUGACAGAUUUUUAAAUAAAUUUAAACAAAACAUUUCACCUGAACAAAUUCUUAUGAUAAACGCAAAUGACCCGAACAGCAUGUCAGCGAGAUAUUUAGAAUUAAUCCAUCAAGACAAAUUAUGCAAGCCUAAGGCAAGGCCUGAAAUUCCAGUAUAUAAACCGCCACCACCACAGAAUAAGCCAGAAAUUGAAAAGCCUGAAAAAUAUACAAAUAAAUAUAAGGAUGAGCUAAUAUUUAUAUGAAAUAAAACGACUUAUAAAGACCAAGAAAAAAAAACUGAAUUGUGUGAAGAAAACAUUAAAAAAAACAAGCAUUUUUCUUCUGAAGUAUAUUUUAAGCAAAGGCAUUCGAUUGCAGAUAUUCUUACUCCCCCAUUUUAAAUUGGACAAAAUAUAAGUAAAUUUUCAUUUUUGGAUUUAAAUUGGAACAAAUAUCUGUAAAUUUCCAUGGCUUAUGGCUUGGGAAUUUUCCUUUAAAAUUUUUUUCGAUAGGUAAUUUAUUAUGUGAAAAAUACUAUUUUUAUAAAAUAGGUUUGAUCUAAUUUAAAGGAAAUAGUGCGAGUAGAAUAUUAGAUAAACGUUUCUUAAUUUGAAUCAAUUAAUUCUUCAUAAAUAAUUUAAAAUUCAAAAAUACUGCUUUCAAUUUAUUUUUUUAUUUUUUUAAAAUUUUUUUAAAAAAAUAAAUUUAUCCCCCUUUAAAUUGGAUCAAGAUUUUUGUUCCUGUUUAAAAGAAGAGGAAGUUAAUGGCAGGCAUAACCCUGACGACAAUUUCAACAAUCCAAAUGAUAAUAAAGAAACUCCUAUAUAUAGCCCCGAAGAAAAUGCUCAAAAAUUAAUUAACACUGAUUUUAUUGAAGAGCGUUCUCCUCAAAGUGAGUUUAUUUCAAGCACAAAAUCAGUAAAGCCAGCUUAUUCAUCAUCAAUAAAGCCAAGCCAAGAUUGUCCCGGCUUAGUCGCAGUCGGGACUGGCGUUAAAAUCCAUUCCCAAGUCCAAUCAAAGCACCGGUGGUCACUUAUAUAA